AUGAGGAUGGCGGUAAAGAGUUCGGAAUCGUUGGAAGCCGGUGGCGGAGAAGCUGGCGCUGUGGUGGUGGUUGGAGUGAAGGUGGACUCUCGGAGUAAAGAGUUGCUAACUUGGGCGUUAGUUAAGGGGGCGCAGAGUGGCGAUCGUGUUAUCGCUCUGCACGUUCUCGAUCCCAACGUCGAUGAAUCGGAUUUUCUUUCGCUGGUGAAGGCUUUUGAUUCCAUGCUGGCUGCUCAUGAAGGUUUCUGCAACCUAAAACAGGUGGAUUUAAAGCUCAAGGUCUGUAAAGGAUCUCCAGUUCAUAAAAUCAUUCUCCACGAAGCAAAAUCAUGUGGAGCAACGAGUUUAAUUGUUGGUACUUCAGGAGUUGAUCACAAAAUUAGAUCAAGGACCUCAGUUGCCAAGUAUUGCUCCAGGAAUCUUCAAAAAAAUGUAGUAUCAGUUAUAUGCAUCAACAAUGGCAAGAUUGUUUUUGGUGGAGAAUCAAAUGCUUCAUGCGUCCCGUUGCUUGGAAGAGUUGAUGUCAAGCGACCACGAUCAAGGAGGAAGAAAUUGUCCAAAAGCCCUCUGAGUCUGCCACCCCAGAGACUCUCAACAUCGUAUAGCAAUGAAAGUCAGAAUGUUUCAAUGGCUAUGGUAUCCGUAAAAACACGGGAAAGGCCUGAAUCUAAAUCAGGAUGGGCAGUAUUGCGCAAGUUUUUUUGUCAUGGACUGAUACUGCCUGAAUCUUCAUCUGGUAAGAAGUCAUCUGUGUUGCGACGGAUAUUGAGUUUACCGAGUCGACUAUCAGAUGCAGCUAUUUAUCCGGAUCAGAAACCGACUAGUACAUCUGAAUGCCUAACAAAUCUGGACCCAGCAAGGGGAGAUAUUGUACCGUACUCAGUUGAUAAUAAUUCUAAUCUAUUUUCAUCUAAGAUCUUCUCGGAAGAACUCAAUGCUCUUACAGAGAAGUACUCAGCUACAUGCCAACUGUUUAGCUACCACGAGCUCUUGUUAGCUACGAAUAACUUCAUACCUGAAAAUCUGAUCGGAAAGGGUGGAUGCAGUCGUGUUUAUCGAGGCUGUCUACCAGGAGGCCAGGAAUUGGCUGUCAAGAUACUAAAACCAUCAGAAGAUACACUAAAGCAAUUUGUUACAGAAAUUGAAAUGAUUUCAUCGUCCAAUCACAAGAACAUAAUUUCCUUAGUUGGCUUCUGUUUUGAAGAGAACAAAUUACUAUUGGUUUAUAAUAUUCUUUCUAGAGGGAGCCUGGCAGAUAAUCUCCAUGGUGCUGAAAAGUCCAAAAACUUCUUUGGUUGGGACAUGAGGUACAAGGUUGCCGUGGGAGUUGCAGAGGCGCUGGACUACUUACAUAGUUCAGCCGAACCAAUUAUUCACAGAGAUGUGAAGUCUUCAAAUAUUCUUCUUUCAGAUGACUUUGAACCAAAGCUGUCGGAUUUUGGCCUUGCAACUCGGGCUUCAAGUUCACAUCAUAUGUGUACCUCAGAUGUAUCUGGCACAUUUGGCUACUUGGCUCCGGAAUAUUUUAUGAAUGGGAAGCUAAACGAGAAACUUGAUGUCUAUGCUUUUGGGGUUGUACUUCUGGAGCUAUUAACGGGAAGAAAGCCGAUUAAUGAUGGAUCUCCAAAGGGCAAACAAAGCUUGGUGAUGUGGGCAAAAGACAUUCUGAAGAAUGGGAAAAUCUCAGAACUCCAAGACCCAGAGUUGGUUGAUGCUUAUGACCAAGAACAAUUUGAUAUUAUGGUCUCAGCUGCAACCUUGUGCACCAGACACGCGCCACAAUCUCGUCCUGAAAUCAGCCUCGUCCUCAAACUUCUUCAAGGUGAUCCAGCAGUGGGCGAGUGGGCUAGGCAGGAAACCGAGACUUGUGAGGACUUAAAUAUGAUCUAUAACGAACAAUCCGCUACAGAGAUCCAGUCCUUCAUAAACCUCGCUUUGCAUGAUUUAGAAGAUGAUUCCACCUCCUCUAUCAGCACCGAGCUGAACAUAUCCGUGGAGGAUUAUUUGGGGAGUCGUUGGAGCCGUUCAUCAAGCUUCAGUUGAAAUGUACAGCAUAAACAGGUUGAUUCGACCAUGUACAUAGAUACAGAGGCUUCAUUUGUUAGAGGUAUUGGAUGAGAUGAUCCAAAUGGGUUUCGACCCAAUAAACAAAAAUUUUCAAAGGACGCAUUAUGGUGGAAUCGAACCCGAGACCUUUGGCCUCAAGCACUAAUCACUCAUAUAGUGUUUAGCGUAGCCAAAUUUUCAGGUCUCUUUCUUCGUACAGCAAAAGUUGGUCGACUGCGUGAAGGAUUGCCAAACUAAUGCAGUUAAAUGGGUAUAAUUCUCAGACACAGGUACUACUUACUGAGUAGAUGUAAGUUGUUUGUUGUGUUUAGGCUAGAACUUGUCUACAUUUUAAAUAUACAGUUAGUUAGGAUUUGUGAAUCUUUAGUUGUUAGAAUCUUAUAUUGAUGAUUACUAGAA
Messenger RNA from Salvia hispanica, 2466 nucleotides. The record is from RefSeq and is a predicted model, not a curated record. NCBI's taxonomy places the organism in Eukaryota, Viridiplantae, Streptophyta, Magnoliopsida, Lamiales, Lamiaceae.